Messenger RNA from Drosophila mauritiana, 574 nucleotides. Its product is annotated as iron-sulfur cluster assembly 2 homolog, mitochondrial. Bases 106 to 525 code for a protein of 139 amino acids. The record is from RefSeq and is a predicted model, not a curated record. Gene Ontology annotation, biological process: iron-sulfur cluster assembly. NCBI's taxonomy places the organism in Eukaryota, Metazoa, Arthropoda, Insecta, Diptera, Drosophilidae. Gene Ontology annotation, cellular component: mitochondrion. Gene Ontology annotation, molecular function: 2 iron, 2 sulfur cluster binding; 4 iron, 4 sulfur cluster binding; iron ion binding. The transcript is spliced from 2 exons.
UCGACACCUAUCGUUAUCGAGCGAAAUCAGCUGAAAUUGUUUGGAUUACGAGAUUGUAAAUAGAAAUAUUGAAAUUACAUUUUUUGGCUGUGAAAUCGUAAAAUUAUGGCGUUCCUACUGCGACAAGUGGCCAGGAGCGGAUUGCAAAGAAAUCUUAUCCUAAUGCGGCAUGCCUCCGCUUCCACAUCCGCUAAUCCAGAACUUAGUGUCCAGGUAAGCGAGAGCUGCUUGAAGCGACUCCGUGAGAUCUGCGUGGAUGGAUCCUUCCUGCGUGUGACCGUGGAAGGAGGCGGAUGCUCCGGCUUUCAGUACAAAUUCGAUUUGGAUAAGCAGCUGAACGAGGAUGACCGGCAGUUUGGCGAGGCUGAGGCCAAGGUGGUGAUUGAUACCGUCUCGCUGGAGUACUGCAGCGGCGCCACCGUAGAUUACCACAGCGAACUAAUACGCGCCGGUUUCCGGAUGGUGGCCAAUCCGCUGGCGGAACAGGGCUGCUCCUGCGGCUCCUCCUUCUCAAUCAAAUUGUAAACUUUAAACUUUAGAGAAUUAUUUAAUACACAUAGAAUGUUCAGUUAUA